Sorghum bicolor (sorghum) is the source of this 4715-nucleotide messenger RNA. RefSeq lists its product as uncharacterized. The transcript is spliced from 2 exons. Lineage: Eukaryota; Viridiplantae; Streptophyta; Magnoliopsida; Poales; Poaceae. The record is from RefSeq and is a predicted model, not a curated record. Bases 169 to 783 code for a protein of 204 amino acids.
CAAUGGUGGCCUGCGAGGACAGCACGGCACUGGCGACGCGAUUACCUCCGGAUCCGCCGCGAUGUACAUCAGCGCGUGCUCCUCUUCCUUGGCUUGUGCGACGUGCGCCGCGCCCUUCUUGCUGCAGCACUCAUUGGUCCAGUGACCAGUUUUGCCGUAGGACUGGCAAUGGUAGCCGGGGGGCGGCUUCUUGCCGCCAGGUUUGGCCGCCUGCGCGCUCUGGCCAUCACGGCCAUCACGCGACGAAGUUCCUGCACGGCCGCGGCCGUGUCCGCGCCCACGCUGCCUGCCGCGGGCGCCAGAUCCCGAUCCGACGGAGUUCUCCUGCUCACUGCGUGCCUCCCAGUCGUCUUCACAGAGCAUCAGCCGUCCCAGCGAGUCCGUGACUUCCUUAGGCUUGAGUCGCUCCUCGAACACCCUCAGUCGCCCGAUCACCUCCUCGAUGGAGACCCUGUUCAGGUUGAGGAACAUCUCGAGGGAGACGGCGGCCUGCGUGAGCUUCUCUGGAACAACCUGCAGGAGCUUUUUGACUACCUCUACAUCCUGGAUGUUGUCGCCGAGGGAGCGCAGGUUGGCUGCGAGUGUGGAGAUGCGGACGCCGAAGUCGCUGACGGUUUCCCCCUCCUUGAAGGAGAGAGUGCCGAACUCCCGGCGGAGCUGCUGCGCGCUGGCGUCGCGCGCGCGCUCAUCGCCGAUCCGCAGAUGCUUGACCGCAUCCUAGGCCUGCUUCACCGUGUCCUUCCUGGCCAGCGUGUUCCAGAGCUCGGACGGCACCGAGCGUAGUAGACCGGCCAUCGCCUGGUGGUCGUCAUGGUACUCGUCGUCAUCGGCGUCGUCGGAGAGGCCGUCCUGGACGACGUCCCAUACUCGCAGCGUCUGGAAGUUUACUUCCAUGACCAAUGCCCGCUCCGGGUAGUUUGUCCGGGUUAGCAUCGGCCGUGCAACAUGUGCAGACGAGCGCCCGACGAUUCGCUCGACGACUCUGGAGCCGGAGCGACGACGACUGUCGGAGCACCCACGGCGACGUCGCGGCGAGCGCGACGGAUGGACCUUGUUCUCGAUGUUGCUGUCUUCGGGCUUCUCGGUCUUUGCCGGAGACUUAGAAGACAUGGCUAACUACGAGAUCAGGCUCUAGUACCAAAUGUUAGAGCACCGAUCAAACACACAGAGGAAGACACACAGGUAUUGUGGGCUGCAAUGAGGCAGCUAUUCCUCUGAUUAUAGUUCACUAUAUAUAGCUGAUUACAUAGCUAUCUAAGGCAAUAAGCCAAUCACUAAACUAGGCAACGGUAAAUAAGGCAAUAGCCUAUAAGGCAUGCUCGUGAUUGGGGGUUGCCAUCCCAACUCCCUGGGCCAUGCCGUUAGCACUAAUAGCAGAAUAGGAAGUUACAAAACAAGAAAGUACAGCUCACGGCUUACUGCUAACAUUGGCUAUGGUAUUCUCCAUUCCCAUGCUCCUCUCAGGUAUUUAAUUAUUUUGUCGAUGUUUGUGUUGAAUCCGUGCUAAGCGUAUGUAUAUGUACACAAAUGAUUUGGGGUUUGGUUCUGUGCUUCAGGGUAGGGUUUCAUUAUGCGGGAUUUGGAGUUACUCUCGGGUAUUUGAGGACUUUUUUCUUACGUUUGUGUUGUUUUUCUUGUUUUCCUGGAGAAAAAUGUGGUGAAUAUUUCUGUUAUGACGCCUGGCUUUGCUGCGGAGGAAGUAGGGAGGGGAGACAGGGAGGUGUUGGCGCAGGGGCCUGCGGCGAGCUGGUGCUGUGGCUGGGAGGUUGCGGCAACAGAUUGACGAGGAACAGGAGCGCCAGGCGCCCAAAGGGAGAUACGUUAUCUCAAUCCCAGGCUAAUCUUUAUUCAUGAAUAUAGUUUGCCCUUUAUAGACAUUACACGACUCAGCCAAUACUAUGGCUAACAAGACUCCUUAAAUCAAGGCCUCCUAACCAAACUCCUAACAAACCAAUCUAACAGACCUUGACUCAACCUAGGACUCAUCUCGACUCAUCUGGACUCAGCCUAGGACUCAUCUGGACUCAGCCACGAGGCCUCCUCCUGUAUGUCUGACCAACCAUAACAAUUUCAUUGAUGUCGUUGUUUGAGAGGUAUCGCUGGUCGAGGAAGGCGACCUUGGGUGUGAUUUUCCUUGGUCAUGGUUGGAGUAGUGGGCAGUGCCAUGACUAAUGAUGUUUAUUUUUGGUGGAAGGGGAAGAUGUGUUUGUGCUCUGCUUUAAUCGUACUGCAGAUUCAAUUUGUGUGUUUGGUUCUCAAAUGGGAUUUGGUUUUGAAAGGGGUUCCUUAGGUGUUACAUCAACUCCUUUCAGGGCAUACUAAUGUGUACUGUCCCCAAAUCUUGGAACAUGCAGAAUUUUAAUUUUCAGGGUUCAAUGGGACUUGGAUUUGCGUGUUGAUAGAUGCCUGCAGUGCAGAACUCAAUCAGAUAAAAUCACUCUGCAAGCACAGAAUGCACUGUGCUAUUCCUCCAUGAACACAUCCAUGCUAGUGCUGGUUAACCUUUUGUUUAUAAUUAGAAAAAUGGAGCAGGCACGCAAGAAAAUUUAAGCAUGCAGAAUUGCAGAUGCAGGGCAAGAAUAGGAGGUUCUAAGCCCCCUCCAUGCACAGCACACCUCAUACAAAGCCUACUACUACCACUGGCAGCAGUAGCAGUAUGUUACUCGUUGCAGGCUAGCAGCAGCAAUGACAUUCGCUAAAGGGAGCUUUUCUUUUUGAAGGGGCUUGUGUGCUGUUUUGGUUUCUUCAGGUUUCAUUUGUGUGUAUGUGCAUUUCAGUUUUCAGUUUUGUUUUAGGUUCAGUAUUGUUAUCAGUUUAGUUUUUAGUUAACUCUAGUUUUGUUUUAGUUAUCUUCUACAGUUUGAGUUCAGGUUUCAGAGUACCAGACUUUUUCAGUUAUCAGCUCAGUUUUUAGUGCACUCUAGUUUUACUGUAGUUAAGUGUUCAGUUAGAGUUCAGGUUUCAGAGUACAUAGACUUUAGUUUCAGGUUCAGUAUAGUUUUUAGUUCAGUUUUUAAUUAACUCUAGUUUUGUUUUAGUCAAUUUUUAAGUUCUAGUUCAGUUUGCAUCAUUAUGUCAUCUUAAUCAUAUAUUCAGUAUAAGUUGUUGUAUUUUCUCCCAACCUUUAGUAUAAGUUUCUUGAAGAUAGCUUACAGUAUAAGCUACUGAUCUAUUUCCAGUAGUAGUAAUAUAUGUAGAAUGUAUCUUGAGAUUAUAGCUUACUUUCAGUCUCUAAUGGCGAGAAAAAAAGUUUGAUUAAUGACUGAUUAAGUGUUGCACCUUUCAGAUUGUAGAAUGACUGAUAUGUGUAGUAGUGCUCAGUCAAUUGAUACAAUUUGAUGAGUUACAUGCCGGUGCAUGCUGCUACGAGUGGGUACUAUUAUUCGUGUGCAGCUGUAGUCUGCCAUUAUGUGCCACGGUAGUAUGAUGUCAAGUGCUAACUUACAUAUUGCUAUAAGGGGGCAGCUGCUGCUUAUUCUGAGUUCACUUGUUUGAUUAAAUAACAUGCAACCAAAUAUCUUUACAGUUAGCGAAUGUAUUGAUAUGUGUUCAAUUUGUCUCGCUAACCAAAUUCUGAGUUUUAGGAAUGUUCGCUUGUCUAAGCCGUAUUUUUUUUUGCCAGCCAACAGUGUUUUUCGCUCACGAUAAAUCAGCGAACAAUAUUUUCAGUCAUGACUUUUUAGACCAGCGAACAACAAUUUUUUGAUUUGACUAUUAUUGGACUCAUUUUAUUUGUUAUCUAACUUUUUGAUGAAAGUAUCAUUAUUGACAUCUGAGACUUCAGUUAGUAGUGUUUUUUCAUUUGUCCAUUAUAUCUUGCGACGAGGUACUUGCCAAAUUACCAAGACUUUUAGAGCGUUUGCAUUUUUGCUGCUUCAGGAUCAGUUAUGGACGCAUGGUAUUCGUGUCCUCUUUUUGCUAGUUUUUUAAAAAAGAAAUCGAUUGAGACAAACUGAAAACAGCCGAAUGAUGUGUAGGCAUAUUUACGACCAAGCUGAGUUACAUUGUACAAUGGACCUAUAUGUACCUUUGUCGACUCGGCCUGGCCUAUUAUGUGUUUAUUAUAUCCGGUCCAAUCUAUUGACAACUGAUCUGAUUUUUGUUCGUUUGCACUGAGCCAGCUGCGCUAAGCAAAGACUAUCUUAUCGUAUAUUUUAAAUUUAUUACAAAAAUAGAGAUUUGGAGACGCUGGCGGUUGAUUGUUUUUUAACUAUUAGCUUUUACCAUUGUCAAUGCAUUCUCAACCGCUGGCCAAUACACUGCCCAGUCAGCUUAUAAGAGUUUAGUGUUUUUUGAAUGCUUAUAAGAGUUUAUUUUCAGGGUUCAGUUACCGUGACCCUUGGGCAAUUAUUCGGAAAUCAUAGGCUCCCGGUAGUGCAAAAUUUUUACGUGGUUGGUUGCUCAUGACAAGUGCUACAAGCAAUAGUGGGCUCGGUCACAUUAACAUAGCGUGAAUAAUAGCUACUCAAACAUUGAGAAGCCGAUCGAAGGGAACCUAAUUUUGCACGUAAGCGAGGACGUACAGAAGCUAUAAGCUAUGAGGCAGAAGCCAAGAGAAUCACGUACUGCCAAGCAGUAAUUCCACGUACGCACAGGUGGAAAGUGGGUCUAUAUAUGCAUUCUGUAUGCAUCCACAUCAAUCAGAAAUGAUUGAUAAUAUUACUCUGAUCAAAUUGAUGUGCACUGGAGCAAGCAGAUGGUAUUUAGCCCGGGUC